UACGAACAAGUGCUCUUCAUUAGAUAUCUGAUAUUAAGACUAAGAUUAAGAAAAUUAUCAAAUACCGACAUACUUGAAGAAAAAAGUAGAAAUUGAAAACGGUACACGAUGCCUCAUACGGGCCAAACGGGAGUAAAUCAACUAGGUGGCGUUUUUGUAAAUGGGCGCCCCCUGCCGGACCAGGUUCGCAGGCGUAUUGUUGAGCUUGCACUCCAAGGGGUUAGACCAUGUGAUAUUUCCCGCCAAUUGUUGGUAUCCCAUGGUUGUGUUAGUAAAAUUCUGACAAGAUUCUACGAGACUGGAUCUAUAAAGCCUGGCGCAAUCGGUGGGAGUAAGCCAAAGACGAUACAGACCCCUCCAAGAGUUUCAGGGCUUCAUGUAGGUCCGGUACGUCAACAGGAAUCCAUGGUUGUGUCGCACUUUGGAGGACGACAAGUUGACAACAACGCCGUGAUGGAACAACAACGGCAGUUUCUUGCUGCGACCCAACAGUUUAACCUUCUUCAAUCUAUAUUGUAUAACAAUGUAUACGGACUCGGUAGAUCUGUACCAGUCGGACGCCAUGGUCCUCACUUAGGACAGCACUUGGCUUUCCAACCGGCCAUGCAGGACCCGAACAGAGCCGAUAGAAAUACAGAGUUAGAGCAAGGGGCUUACAACCAACACACGGCGUUAAAUUUAACCAAAGAUACUAAAAAAGACAAUAAACGGACAAAUAAAAGGAGUAUGAACUGCAUCAGUGAUGAGCAGAAACAAAUUAUGGAAACAGGACAGAGCGAUGAUGAUUUAAAACCGACAUGUGAGUGCCCUGUUGCAAUAAAGAAACAACGACUUUAUAAUGUAAAUUCGAAUAAUGAUGACAAUAAGCUUAACAUGCCUGAAGACAAAACAAAAGAGGAAAAUCAAAUGGAUCAUACGUGUGUUAUCAAGAGCAAUGGAAAGGACGGUCCCGAACCUCACGAAAACAUCACAGAUCCCCUCAUAUCCUCCAGUGAAGAACAAUCAAAUAAGAAAGACAUUUCAGAAAAUAAUUUCAUCAAGAAAGUAACCCCCGAAUUAACAAAUGGCUUACCUGCACUUGAUGGCAAAACUAGCGCAAGAAAUGAUAACAUAAAACAAGUCAAUUCGACGUUAGCUUUAGGACACGGAACGCUAUUCAUGCCAUUUGCUCAAUCAUACAAUAAAGGUAAAAACAACGUUGAUCCAAGAAAUCAAUUGAACCACCAUAUGGUUUACAAUAGUUACGCAAACUCCAUAUUUAAUUCAACAAGGUAUAGUGGCGUCACCUAUAUCGACCCAAUAAUACCCCUUUGCCCGGAAUCUGAGAUUCAGGCCAUAGGUCAAAGGGGUCCCGUCUAUGACAGAUUAGUUUGA
Owenia fusiformis is the source of this 1374-nucleotide messenger RNA. The record is from the annotation of a GenBank genome assembly. Lineage: Eukaryota; Metazoa; Annelida; Polychaeta; Sabellida; Oweniidae.